CCGGUCCAUCGCUAACCACCACCGCACCUCACACACUCUCUUAGCAUAUCUGGGCUUCUCCUGCUUAUAUAACUUCAGUUGCUACAGGCAGCUAGCGAGUAGUUGCUAGCAAUACCGCUAGACACCGGCAGACAAUGGCGCAGGGAAGAGGCAGUGCUAGCGGAGGUGCCGCCGUGGUCGUUGGCGUGCUGCUCCUCUGCGUGCUCCUCCACGCCGAGGUGGUGGAGUCGGCGGUGUUCAACGUUGGUGACCGCGGCGGCUGGUCCUUCAACACCAACUCCUGGCCUACUGGCAAGCGCUUCAAGGCCGGCGACGUCCUAGUGUUCAAGUACGACGCGACGGCGCACGACGUGGUGGCGGUGAGCGCGGCCGGGUACAAGGCCUGCGCCAAGCCGGCGAGGGGCGCCAAGGUGUACAAGUCCGGCGCCGACCGCGUCACGCUGGCCCGCGGCACCAACUACUUUAUCUGCAGUGUCCCCGGCCACUGCCAGUCCGGCAUGAAGAUCGCCGUCAACGCCGCAUGAUCAAUCCGUCUAUCAUUGUCACGUCUAUUAUAUGCAUGGUGACGUGAAUUAUAUGUACGGUGUGCUAUUCUGAUUUCGACUCUGGUCGCGUGUGCGCGUUAUGCGUUUAAUUUGUACUUUCUGAUAUAUAGUAGAUAUGAAUAACUGCUUAUUUUUCACUUA
This is a messenger RNA of Lolium perenne, 686 nucleotides long. RefSeq names its product chemocyanin. Gene Ontology annotation, molecular function: electron transfer activity. The record is from RefSeq and is a predicted model, not a curated record. Lineage: Eukaryota; Viridiplantae; Streptophyta; Magnoliopsida; Poales; Poaceae. Gene Ontology annotation, cellular component: plasma membrane.